CUCCUCCUUUAGAAACCAUUACAACAGAUAUGACUACCUUUUGUCAAAUAGAGGAUAUUUUUUAAGUUCAUCUCACCUCUGACCAGGCUAGAGUGAUUGCUAAGAAACUACCCUUUGGGUUUAGCGUUAGUUUAAGCAGAUAAUCUAAAAGAGACGUCAAAAAGGUCCAAUAGGAUAUUUCAUCUGAGGAUGAUAAUAAAGUCGUUAAAAAGCCUUAUGUAGCACCAUAUAGAGUUGAAAAUUCAGCUGACAUCAAAAAAUGUUUGGCCUUACUAUAAAGAUUGAAAAAACAUUAAUUGGCAGCUCCAUUUUUAAGAAAAUUGGAUAAUGUUAAUUAUCCUUAAGAAUUAGAAUAUGUUGACUUAUAAACAGUCGAACUGAAUCUCAAAAAUAAUGUUUAUCAGACAGCUACUUAAUUUUGGGUAGACAUUAAGAAGAUAUGGUAAAUGUCCUAUACAAUGAACAACAAAGGUUCUUAAUUAUAUGCAAUGACUUAAGAACUGGAAUAACAUUUUAAUGAAUUGUAUAAAGAAUUAGAUAAACCAUAUCCAUAAAAAUAAAUAGUUGAUCAACCAGUUAAAACUGAUAAAUAAUAAAAGAAACCUCCUGCAGUGCAUUAGACACCAGCCCUUAAUAAGAAGCCAGUAAAGCAGCCUAGUCCUAUGGAAUAACCGAUGAAUAUGUAAGAAAAGAGAGCCUUAGUUUCAAAUAUAAAUAGUUUACCACCUGAACAUUUGAGAGGAGUUUGGGAGAUCGUGUCUGAUGGAUUAAAAAUCUAAGACUAAAGUGAAGAACUGGAAUUCGAUAUAGAUACACUCCCUGUCAAAAAAACUAGGCAAUUAGAAAAAUAUGUAAACACUAAACUGGAACACUUAAGAAAAUAGCAAAAUAAGAAAGUCGCAGAAGAAACUAAAGAAUAAGAUAAAACCGAUAGGAUUGUUCAUACAGCUAACACUGCAUAUAACUAUGCUUCAUAACCGGCUAUUCAACAAAAUCAACUUGACACUGGAGACAGUUCAUUUAGCAGUGAUGCUGAGAGUUCUGGGUGAGCAUGAUUUUCAUUUUUAUUUUUUUGAUUAAAUCAUUUAAAAUAAUAUUUUCUCAUUUUUAAUUAAAA
Paramecium tetraurelia is the source of this 1117-nucleotide messenger RNA. RefSeq lists its product as uncharacterized. Gene Ontology annotation, molecular function: protein binding. The transcript has 6 exons. NCBI's taxonomy places the organism in Eukaryota, Ciliophora, Oligohymenophorea, Peniculida, Parameciidae. The record is from RefSeq and is a predicted model, not a curated record.